UAACAAUCAUUCAAAUUAACAAAAAUUUUUGUGUUGUAGUAUAUUUCACAGUUUUGGUAUAUUGAAUUGUAUCUAUUAUAGAGGAUUUAUUAAAAGAACAAAAUAUGAUAUGACAGCUUAGAAUAUCUUCAUUAUAAGUGAGUAUUGAGAAGUGGAACCAUAAUAAGUUCAAAGCCAUAAACCUCCCUGACUUAUGUCAAUAACAUAAAAACUGGUGCAGAGUGCAGUAUUUCAAUUAGCAAAUACAUGUUGGCAAUAUGUGGGAGGAGCCAAAGUAUGAUGUUGGAAAAGAGGAAAGAAAAGUUACUAAUAAUCUUAGUAAACUGAUUCAGGAUUUGCAGAAAUUUCCAUCUAAAAGGUCACGACUGAACACCGAGUCCCUCUGGAACCUAAUUGAUGAGCUGGAAUCACUAAAAUUAGAAAAUAAUUCUAAAUCAGUAAAAAAUAUACCAUAUAAUACAUACAGUAAAAGGUUGCUGAAUGUCAAUACUUCAAGUGAAAAAAUGAAAAUCAAUUGCGAACAGAGAUAUUGUACAACAUCAAAUCAAAAGUUUAGAAAUGGGAAGCCUGAGUGCAAGCAAUGUAAGACUAUUCCUUGCCCUGACAGAAACUCUAACCAAUUUCAGGAGAAAGACUUUAUCAAAACCAAAACUACCAAUACAUAUAUCUGCCUGUCAUGUAAAUCCAAAGGCGAUUGUUCAAAAAAGGUUGAAAUUAUAACCAAAAGUAAAGAGGUCAAAACAAACAGACAAGGCUUGAAAAACAACUUGGAUGGUAAAGUUGGUAGCAAUAGAUUGAAUAACUUAACUAAGCAGAACGAAAAACAGGGCACAAGUGCAAUACAAAACAAAAAAAACUCUCUAAAUAACUCAAUAAAGAAAUCCGAUGAAAAUAAAACUUUAAGUAAAAAGGGAAGAGAAAAUAUUGUCAAUUCAAAGGAAAAACAAUAUUGUAAUAAAUGUUCCACAAAAAACAAAAUAUUGGCUGGCAGGAAUGACACAAAAAUAAAUAAACAAAACAAAAAUAAAAUAAUUAAUUUGAAAUGCAAGUCUCACCAGUGUACACCGAAUCCUAAUACAGAUUUACAAAAAAUAAUUUUAGAUAAGGACAGUAUAGCCUUGGAUAGAUGCAGUGUAGUGAGAAAACUAACAAACUAUUGGAACAACCUACUAAAUAAUGAUAGUGGAGAGUGUAGUACUGGUGGCAUAUUGGAUAAAUCAGGAGAAAAACAGGGAAAUAUUCUAAAUGUUGAUCAUGUGGCGUACAGAGUUUGUGAUAUAAAUAAAAACAUCCGAGCAAUAGCAAAGUCAAGGCAUUUAUCAGAAUCAAACAUUAACAUAAUGAAACGAGUUGAUGAUUUGGAUUCCAAAAGAUUGUUUGGUGCAGUUCAGAGUUCAAUUCAUCAGCCUACUAAACUGCUUACUUCUAAACCUGAUUCUCUUGAAAUUGGAAAAGAGGAUACCGAUGAUACAAACACAAACAUUUGGGAGAACAAGGUGCAGGGAUGUAUAAAAGAAAUUGAUAAUUUGUUGCAAUUAUAUGAACCAGAGAUUAAAUGUGAACUAAAAAAUAUAUUGGAUACAUUAACAUCAUACUACAAUCAUAAUGAGUUAUCAGACAACAGUACUCUAUUUCAAUCGGUUUUCAAAAAGUUAUUAUUUAUAAUGGUUUCAAUUUUAAAAUCUCAAAGUAACUUGCACCUUCAAAAUCUCGAAAUGUAUAUUGAUGAAGUAGUCAAAGUAAUUUUACAGACUACAGACAAUGUGGACACUAAAAAUUGUAAAGUUUCAACAACAAUAGGGAGUAAACAAACAAAAGAAACGUUUGAUGGACACACCUUGUCAACAAUAAGCAACAAUAAGAAUAUGGAAAUAGACCACAUCUCCAAGAAUGAACUUGAAAGUGUCAAAAUUGUAAACGAUCACACGAUAGCAAAAUCUUUAGAAUUUAUCAGACAUAAGAAUGAUGAGUGUACAGAUGACUGUCAGUUACCAGAAAAAUAUAGCGCUUUUACACCGAUAACACCAAGAAUUGGUUUGACUCAAGUCCAAAAUGCAUUACGAUUCUACUUGAUUUGUAGGGAGAUGUUAUGGUCAGCAUAUAACUACCGAAACUCAUUCACAAACUGUCAUAAUCCACAGUUUAACUAUUUUUGCUAUGGUCAAACGGAGGAAUAUUUCUUCAUCUAUGAGGAAGAGAUCGUCUUUGAAGGAGAAAGUAUGAAUGAUGAUGAUGAUUCUCAGUUUGAUGCGGAAAGUGACUGUGGAGAAAAUAAUAUAGGGUUAUUAAGAUCUUCUGUAGUUUUGAUUGGAAAUCUUUUUGAACAUUUCAACCUGAACUCCCUUAACAUUAUUGUUGGAAUGAUUUGUAAAGCUUUAGUUUACAUUUUGAUUUGGAGGUUAUUCAUAAAGGAGAUAUUUUCUUAAGUUGACUGUCAUUCUCUCCUGGGACUUUUUGUAAAAAAAUAUUUAAUUACAUACUUGAUUAUAA
Macrosteles quadrilineatus (aster leafhopper) is the source of this 2490-nucleotide messenger RNA. RefSeq lists its product as uncharacterized. NCBI's taxonomy places the organism in Eukaryota, Metazoa, Arthropoda, Insecta, Hemiptera, Cicadellidae. The transcript is spliced from 4 exons. Bases 258 to 2426 code for a protein of 722 amino acids. The record is from RefSeq and is a predicted model, not a curated record.